CUAUAACUCCCCUCAAUCUGUCGCCGAAGUCUUCUUAAAAGGCUACUUGAUUUGACGUCGCCUUAAAGUGAUUCAAUCGAAAGAACAGCAUCGCAUCAACCGCCACAAAAGGAGGAAACCAUGCUCCAAAUUGGAGAAGAAAACCCUUCGAGGUUUGAGUUACUGAGUGUUGUAAGAAAGCACUCGAAUCUAUUGGGGAAAACGAAGGCGGACGACCAAGAUGCUUCUGACGUUGAAAUGGACGGUAAAUUUUGGCACGACGUCUUUGAUUUGUAUUUCGUUCGGGGUAAGGAGUCUAGAGGUCGCCAAGACGAUGAUCUUAUAUUUUUCGUCCGGAAAUGGAAGGGGCAUGGUUUUAACGAUAGUGACGAAAGCGUUGCUCCUUACUUUGUACGCAGGUGGGCACCUGAGUUGGAUAAGCUAGUUGGAGACAGCUUAUCAGUGGUGGAUUGGAGGCGCUCAUUUUACUUGAACAUGAUUGCCCAUACUUCAUUCUCUGUAACAGUGGCGAUUUGCAGUCAGAGUGUCCUUAAAAAUCAUCAAAUGGGGCAAGACACACCAUUGUCUGCUAUCUACAAGGUUGUGAAGACUGUUUAUGCAUCUCCCAGUAGAGUAAAUUUUCAUUUGGACUCAAAAAAGGAAGUUGAGACAACACCUGCCUAUCCAGACAUCUGUUUUGCAAUAGAUGAUUUUGACUCUACUUUUGAUGCAGUGGUCUUGACCGAUACGGAUCAUUGCUAUUGUGUGCUUCUUAAUGCACUUGAUGGUGCAGCAUUUCCUAGUGAAAAGGGUACAAAUGAUAACAGUUCCAGUAACAAAUCACCAUUAAGAGUAGAUACUAAUUCUGUGAAGACGAAAAAUAGUAAGCUCACACUUUUUUCUGGAUUUGUCAGCUAUCAAAUGGUUCGGGAUGCAUAUGAUGCUGGGAGCUCUGGAUUUGGAAGUCUUCUGUCAAUUGGUCAUUCCUCUGGCAAGAAAGAUAGACUUUACAUGAAAGGUCCUGGAGGACGUGGGGAAGUUGAAGUGGUUGUUUCAGGUGUCGUGGAUCAAAGCAAGCAGGACUCAGGCCCCUUUUCACCCAUCAUAUCAAAAAAGGGUUUUGGGUUUGGCUCAAUUGUUCGUAAAGCAGCUUCGGUUGCAUCUGUAGCAGCAAAGAAUGCUUAUGCAGCAGCUGCUGCCACUUCAUCUUCUGAUGAGGAGAUUAUACCCCUCAAAUGCUGCUUAAUGUCUAUAACAUUGCCCUGGGAAGACAUUGCUUAUGAUCUUUUGUUCAAGGGUAGUCCUCCCGUGAACUUGUAGAUGACUUGUAAUCAUGUUGCCAAAAUCUACAAAACAUGAGUAGGUGCAGAAGGGAAAAGCGUUGUAGAAGUGCAAAUGCAAACUUGGAGAGCAUGAAAGAGGGGGAUUAGCAUUAUCUCUCUCUAUAUAUAUUGGCGUUG
Hibiscus syriacus is the source of this 1439-nucleotide messenger RNA. RefSeq lists its product as uncharacterized. The transcript is spliced from 12 exons. Bases 121 to 1299 code for a protein of 392 amino acids. The record is from RefSeq and is a predicted model, not a curated record. Lineage: Eukaryota; Viridiplantae; Streptophyta; Magnoliopsida; Malvales; Malvaceae.